ACAAACAAAAUAUCAACAUUCGAAGCGAAGUUAUGGAGUUUAAAAAGAUAAAGACUUACGGGAGAUUUAAACAUCGUGUAAUUAAGAGCGAUCUUUGGAUCUCAACUAGCUCAGAAAGCUCAAUAAGCGAUGGAUCUAUAUUAUGUGAGAAUAUAUCAUCACAAACCGUGGAUAUUUCGUCCAAAGGGAAAGAGAAUGCUCGACCUGGUCACUCAACCCCAUACAGCGGGAAUUCACGCGUCACCGUCAGACGGCGAAGACUGCCAACCAUCAGUCCUCUUCUCACAGAAUCACCAUCAGACGCCAAAACCAGCCAGUUUGACAGUCCUAGCUUGUUCUCUGAUACCAGCAACAUAGAUUAUGAAGACUUGGCCAAUGAGAGUGAAUCACGGUGUAACACAGCCAAUCAGAGCGAAUCAAGAUGCAGCACAGCCAAUCAGAGCGAUGCUAAAUUAAGCAUUGCUAAUUCGAGUUUGACAAGUGAAUUAUCGGAUUCCACAACAAGAAACGAAUUAGAGAUGGAAAUAAAAUUACAAAAACUUUCAAGCAAUGAUAUUCUAAAUAUCUCCGAUGGGAUAAAAUGCUUAUCCCUAAAUGAAGAAAUUCUAAAUGAGGUUUCCUCUGAUAGAAUUCUCAGACAUUCGGACAUGAAUAGCCGAAAAAGUAUUUCGGGCAAAGUAAAACACACUUCAUUUGAAUCUGAAUGCGAGAUUUCAACUAAUUUCCAGUCUAGACAAAACGAAGAAAUUUCGGCGGACGAAGACUUACCUUUGGCAAAGAAAUUUCGAGAGUUUCGUUUACUUGAUGCGAAAGUUUAUCUGAGUAAAAAAGACGGUCUGAAACAAUCCUCAAAUGCGGCCAAUAUCGAAACCAAUGUGAAAGAGGUGGGAAAAGCACACCCCAAGUAUGAAACCCACACGCCUGCGAACAGCGAAGGGAUUGAAGAGAUUCAAGAAAAGAAUGCCAACUGCUCUACAUUUGCGGACGCUCUAACGCCAGGAAGUUUCAGUCGGCAGCGUCCGAAAAAAAGGCCAUUAAGCUCCUUCGAAAAAAUCCUCCAACAAUGCGGUCAAAAUAGAGCAUUGAAAUUCCAUGAAAUACUAUCGAAAAGAGUUCUGGAAAACUGUGUUAAAGUCGGUGAGGGGACUUACGGAGAGGUUUUCAAGUUUAAUUAUGGUGUUGAAGAUGCUGCUUUGAAGAUUAUUCCAGUUGAAGGGGAUUUUCCAGUAAACGACGAACCCCAGAAGUCGUUUGAAGAGAUGAUUCCUGAAAUCGUGAUUUCAAAAGAACUUAGUAAACUUGGUGAUUUUGACGAGGACGAUUGCAGUGCCAACGCUUGCUCAAAUUUCAUAAAAGUUAAGAGGGUGAUGCUCGUUCAAGACUGUUACCCGAAAAAAUUAUUGCAAGAAUGGGACAGCUGGAAAAACGGCCAUAUCUGUGAAAACGAACGACCCGAUAUGUACCAAUCGGACCAAUACUUCGUUGUCUUCGAGUUUAUUGAUGGAGGCGAAGACCUGGAACGCUUCGAAUUCAAGUCGUUUCAAGAGGCGUUGAGUGUCUUACAACAAGUUGCAUUGUCUCUCAGUGUUGCUGAGAAAUCGCUGACGUUUGAGCACCGCGAUUUGCACUGGGGUAACGUGCUUAUCAAAAGAACAAAAUGCAAGACAGUUCACUACAAGUUAUGUGGAAAUGAUAUCUCCGUCGAUAGCGCUGGUGUUUUUGUCAGCAUCAUCGAUUUCACAUUGUCAAGACUCGCAAAAGAUGGAGUAACGGUAUUUUGCGACCUUUCCAAAGAUCCCGACAUAUUCAACGGGAAAGGCGACUUUCAAUUUCAGGUCUACAGACUUAUGAAGAAAACAAAUGGCAACAACUGGGAGAUUUAUAAACCAUACUCAAAUGUUCUUUGGAUGCGAUAUUUGAUCGACAAAGUACUAAAUGCCAAAAAGUACAAGAAAGCGCAAGCAAGCGUUCAACGAAACAUCAGAACGUAUUAUCGACAAGUGCUGUCAUUUGAAUCGGCAUUUGAAGCAGUGCAAGACGGAUUUCUAGGAAUAGAUGUUUGCAAUGAUCUGUAGAAACGGCAACCAAUGUGUAUCAUGUUUUUAAAGAUAUAUGU
Dendronephthya gigantea is the source of this 2116-nucleotide messenger RNA. RefSeq lists its product as uncharacterized. Gene Ontology annotation, biological process: protein phosphorylation; intracellular signal transduction; mitotic cell cycle. Gene Ontology annotation, cellular component: nucleus; cytoplasm. The transcript has 11 exons. Gene Ontology annotation, molecular function: histone H3T3 kinase activity; ATP binding. The record is from RefSeq and is a predicted model, not a curated record. NCBI's taxonomy places the organism in Eukaryota, Metazoa, Cnidaria, Anthozoa, Malacalcyonacea, Nephtheidae. The coding region runs from base 33 to 2075 and encodes 680 amino acids.